Molecule: messenger RNA, 670 nt
Organism: Eutrema salsugineum
Lineage: Eukaryota; Viridiplantae; Streptophyta; Magnoliopsida; Brassicales; Brassicaceae
Exons: 1
Coding region: 169-402 (77 amino acids)
Source: RefSeq, a predicted model, not a curated record
UCUAGUAACACAACCUCUUCAUUUGACUCAUCCUCCACGAAUCCGUCGAAACAAACACCUUCGCACCAAACAUCGCCACGUAAUUAUCUUUAACGUGCCACGUAAUCAAGAAGUGUUAGCAGAAAACUAAGAGAAUCGAGAGCGACCGUGAGUGAGAGAGAGCCAAAGAUGGAGGCAACGAAAGAGAGAAUGGAGAAGGAACAGAACAAGAAGAGAGAAGAAUCUUCCGUCGUCACCAAUGAAGCGGGAAAGGCCGAAGACGUGGUGAGAGCGAUCAUUCGCGAUUCUAUAGUGGAAGGCGGAGGUGACGGCGAGGGAGACGGCGGCGAUAGCGCUCGCAAGCCGGAGGACAUUCUUGCUUUCUCAAGAACCGUACGGAAGAUCGAUUCCUCGCUUGAGUAGUUUUAAUAUGUAUUCUGUUUUUAACUUUGUUUUCUUCAAAACUCAAAAUGUUAUAUCUUUUUUUUUUUAAUAUGUCAAUCGACUUGCGGAACAAAUAAACCGUAAAUAUCUUUCAAUCUACUACAUUUGAUUUUACCACAAACAUAAACAUUGUCAGAAAACCCCGGGAAGAAGAAGAGCAAGCAAAAAGGCUUUUUUUGUGGCAAGCCCAUUGGGCUUUAUUUAAGCCCAUUUAAUCUGCUCAUCUCUUCUUCAAGAAAACUCUAGA